Molecule: messenger RNA, 7447 nt
Organism: Cinara cedri
Lineage: Eukaryota; Metazoa; Arthropoda; Insecta; Hemiptera; Aphididae
Source: the annotation of a GenBank genome assembly
GUCAGUUAUACACAUAAAUCGUAACUAUCAUCUGAUUAUAUUCAAUAUUCGAUACUUCAUUUAAUUUCCUAAUCGUGUAUAUACAAUUCAUAACUCACUUUAUCACAUAUCAACUGGCGCUCAAUUGUUUAUAAAAUUAAAGUUAUAACUUAUAAAAUAAUAUAACAUAUUCUUCUCAUAGAGCCUUCAAAUAUGAACACUUGGUUAUACCUAAUGCUGAUAUAUUCAAUAUCAAUAACAUGUAAGUGGCAUCUUUUAAUUACGAAAAUUAUAAUUAUUUUCUUGUUCAACAAAAUAAAGAAACUCAUAUAGUAAGAAUAAGUGACCCACCAAAAUAAAAUAAAAUAAAUUAACAACAAUAUAAUUUUUUAUAUUUUAACUAAAUUGGGAUCCUGUAUUCAGAGUUGUAUUUUAUUAUUUUCUUAAAGAUGUCACAUAAUUAAUAUAUCAAAAAUAUAAUUUCAACAAUUCGUUUAUAAUAAUUUAAGAAUAAUUUGUUCAGAAUAUUCUAUAAAUAUUUAAAAUAUGAAGGUAUAUUAACAAUAAAGUACUUAAAAUAUGUAUUUAAUAAUAUCAUUUCUUCAUUGAAAAAUUGAUAUUUAUAUAAUAUUGCCAUACGGAUAUGCUAUAAUAGUUUAUUCCUGAAAAAAAUAAACCGUGCAUAAACGAUAUAAUAUAGGUUACUGGUUAGUAAUCACUGAUUUUGGUCAUUAACAUGUACGUGGGUCUCCAAAAACAUCAACGAUUAGAAAUUAUUAUACUUGAUUCUUUUAAUCUAAAAGAUAGCAAUUUUCCGAAGUUUGAACAUCACUAUACUGUUCAAUAUACGUAUUAACGAAAGCCAUACUUCCUGAAUAACUUCUGUCAGUUUUAAGUAUCAAGUAGGUACUUAUUUUUUGGCCAAUCGACCGUUUUGGGCCAUCUCAAAUAAAACGGGUUUUCUCAUUUAUUGACUAUAAAGGUUUAAACCCAUGAGAAAUAACCGCAAAAAUUAAUUAUAUCUUUAGAGCUUAACCAAAUAAUUACGUCUAGUUAAAAAUACUUUAAAGAAAAAGUUCUUAAGAAAAAAUAUAAAUAUUCGGCAUGUAUUUUUAUAAUUUUUGAAUUAGACAAAUUAUUUAAUUCAAGUAGGAAUGCAAAACUAAUUUUGUAAUUUAAACAUAUAAUUCAUUGUUCUUGUAUUAACUAAUUAACUAUUCUACAUAGAUUAUGAUUAGUUUUAAACAGAUAUCUAAUAGAAAGGUGAUAUUUUAAUAUAAUAAUAACAGGAAUUGUUGUGGAAACGUUCGUAGCGUCCAAACCAUAUAUAGCGUGCAGAAGUUGAAAUGAAGUUAAGUUUUAAAUGAUUCCAGGGGUACUAACUAUUGUAAAAUUUAAAGUUAACUGGUUCAAAUAUGUUUGGUUUUUACGAAGAUAACCAAAUAACUACCUUUACGCUAAUUAAUUAAAUUAUUUCAACUAAUCUUAAAUAAAAUACAUGUAUUUUCAGAGUCUUCUAAAUAUUUAGUGAUGUGGCAUAAAUCCGAACAAUCUGAUAGUCCAAAAAAUCCAGGUUUUGGACUCGCGAAUUUAAGAAUUUUGAGUUGCAAAUUGCAAAAAAAAUAGUAAUGAGUAUUUUUAGAGUUAUAUGAAAAAUAUCUAAAAGAAUCCAAAAUAAAUUUUAUUAAAUCCAACAUACCGACUAUAAAAAAAUCAUCAUAUUCCGGAUUUUGAGAUUCUAGAUUAUCGAACUGUAUCAAAUCCCUAAUUUUCUGAUCCAAAAUAAUAGUACAAGAACUCCCUUUUAUACCUCCCAUCGUAUUAUACCCCAUGUGGUUGAAGCUGUUAAAAUAAACAGAUCAAUAAAAUUGUAAAAAAAGUGUAACUAUGCAAUUUUCUUAAAUUUUUAUCUUGAAUUUUAAUUAUAUUAUUCGUAAACAUUUUGUAUUAUAAACAUAGUAUUAAAAAUUGUAUUUAUGAUUUCGAUACUGAUCCCAGCGAGAUAUUACUGGUAAAUUAGUAUAACUAUAAUAUAUUUCAUCUGUUAUACGUACAGAAUUUUCUUUAGCUCAUUGGAAAUUACUUCAUGUGGUUACUAAAUAAUGGCAGUUAAUGCUCUAAUUUUGAAAAUAUUAUAAUUACAUAAUAUUUUAAAAUAUUGAACAUCUUUUAAACAAAUAAUCGGUAGUAUUUUUAGGUCGGUAAAUUUAGUAUAUAGAUACUAUCGAUAUAUUCGAUUAUAUUGAUAACACGGCUAUUAUAAGAACAUUUUUCUUUUGUCGAUUACCAUUAUCUCACCAUCGUUCUACUGUUAAUACUAUUUUAAAUAUCAACAUUAUACUAUUAUAACAUUUCUGUGUCGGCUAUCCUUUAUGAGUCGAAUAACUGGAAUUUAAAUAUCUAUAAACCUUCACGGUACAAUGUAGAACCAAUUUUGGAAAAGUUCCUGUAAAAUCGGUACAGUGAUUUUUCAAUCUAUAAAGGACAUACAGACGGACAGAUAUUCACUUUUAUUAAAUUUCACCAUCGCGAUAUUAUUCUAACGAAAUAUCUAAAUUUCUCACUAGAAAGUAUUUUGCCCACCCAUCUCCGUUAGUAAACAAUAAAAUGAGAAUUGAUACCGAAUUAAUUCAUCGAUAAUAAUGAUAAUUUGAUUAUUUUAAAAUUAAAUGACUAUGGAGUAUUACGAAUAAAUAUAUCUUGCAAGCCUGGUUAGAAGAAGUGAUUUUUUUGUUUAUGUACUUUUUUAAUGGAAUUUGAAUGUUUAAAUAAUUUUAUAAUCGAUUUAAAAAUGUUUUUGAUUCAAUCAUUUCAGAUACAAAUCUUCUAGACAUUGAAAAAAUACCACCAUAUUUUUCUACAGAACAUGAGCUCCCGUCUGAAUUUUACAGCGCACAGGAAACAGACUUAAAAGAUGAUAAAACAAAUAUACCAAAACAUUUUUUUGAAAAUGAAAAAUAUAUAUUGCAGCGUUUACCUGACUUAGCUAAAGAUAUAGCCUAUGCCGUUACCUCAGACAUAGCUACAAACGUAACUCCAACCUGGGGAGAAUUGAAUAAUUAUAUUACCAAUCUGAAAAAAGUAAACACAUAUCUUUAGUCAUGCAAUCAAUAAUAUUGUAAAUAAUUUAACAAUUUAACAAUUUAUUACACAGCAAAUACCGAACGUGAAUGGUAAUAUUUUAUUUAGUACAUUAAAAUUAUGAUUAGUCUUUAUAACUAUCAAUUUUAUAAAGUUAGUUGUAUAUUUUACCGAUAAAUAUUCAAUAAGAACACAAAUGAUUAUGACAGGGAAAACCGUGUACUAAUCGAACAAUUUUGGUAGUUAAUUAAAUAUACUAUGCAAACUGUUAAAAAUUAAUGGAAUUGAGUGGCCAAACAUAAAAUGAAAAUGGAAAUAAUGCAGGUUAUUGUACACUGACUCUGUGUUUACCACGGAAUAAGAUAGUUAAAUGUAACACGGACUAGUACUGAUGUUUUAAGAGCCGAUGGCAUAAAUAUCGAAAUAUCGACUCGCGCGUGGGAAAAACAUGCGGGGAUUUCGAUUUCUGGACCACCGCUGGAAUCGGAAUGAAGUCAGUUCGAAGUUAAAUCAAUCUAUAAUAAAGUAUAAACUAUACCUAAAAACAAUUGACACAUAAUUAUAUCCAGUAGCCAUUAGACAACCAGUAGGUUGCAAUAUAAUAUAGUUUAUUUUUCUUUAUUAUCUAUUGUUACUUAUUUUUAAUACUCUACAAAACCUGAUUAAAAUACUUUUUAAUAUAAUUAUCGUUUUAAUUAGAAUUUAAGGUAAUCUAUUAAGAUACAAGCUACCCUAAAAUUGUGUACUUAUUUAUUUCACCCUUAUUUUUGGGAGAAAACUGUAAUGGUUGGAUUUUCAAAUAGCUUCCUAUAGUAAAAAUUCCAUAAAUAGAUGGAGUAUUAGUCAAAGUAAAUUUUUCUACCGACAUUUUUGAUUUUCAUCGGUUUGUUGACGAGAUAUCUCACUUUUAAUAUUAGGUUAGAGGAGAGUAAUGGAAGUAAUUUAUUUGGCGGUAAGGUGAGCGGCGAUUUGAUAAUGUAAUCCUGUAUCCAUAAUCGUGCACAGAUAUUAAGUUCGGAUCAUGAUUUAUAAGGUGAAUACCUCUCCCCCUAAUUAACUAUGAAAACCUUUAAAAGCUAAAUAAUAGAAUAAAUAAUUAUUUCUAUACACUGUUUCUAUAUUAAUUUUCAUAAUUAUAUCAAUUACCUCUUUAAAUAUCAGGCACUUCAAAAAAGUAUAUUAAAAGUUCCUUUGUAAUCUUCAAUUCAUAAUCAAUAUCUAUUUAUAUAUAUAUAUACACAUAUAUACUAACUUCGAUAAUAUCAUUCAAGCGAGUACAUUAAAGCAAAUUUACCUAUUACACAAAUUAAAGGUAAGAAGAUUAUUAAAUGGCCACCGUUAUGUUCAUUCAAAAUUGAAUUUUUAUGUAAGAAUUGAUAAAUAUUUUUGAUUUAUAAUAUUCAACAUACUCAUAUUUCAUUAAUUAACAUAAAUAUCGAAAAAUCAUCUACACUGGAGUACAUUGAUUCCUCUUACCUAAUCGCGUUAUUUUUGUUUAAAUUACAUACAAUAUUGUACAUAUUAAAUUGAUCAAAGAUAUAAUAUACCUAUUACAUAUGCAUAAUUUUUCAAUACAAAAAACCGCUAUUCCAGGCAUCCUAAAGAAGUUUUAGUUUUAAAUUUAGGUUAGGUGGGAGUAGUGUAGCGUUAUUUGAUUAGUGGUACGGCACCCGGCAUUUUACGGGUGAUAAACAUAAUAUGGUAAUAUGAUUAUAAUCACAAUAUAACGUCCAACUUUCGGUAAAAUUUCGAAAAAUAAUUGAUAGGCAAACUAUCGAACGGACAUCAAACAAAACUAAAAAAUUCCUUGCAAUAGUCAGAACCUAAUUGUUAAGCCUUAUGUGGUCAUUUUAUUUCAAAUUCUAAGAAAAUCGAGGAAUUUAAAUUGGUAUUACUAUGAUUUGUUUUUGUCUAUGAAUAACAAUUCUACAGGAAAUCUUGUAACAAAAAACAAGUGUAUAAUGUACACAAGAUAGUGUUUNUUUUUUGUUUUGUUUUAAUGUGCUAAUUAUUUUGAACAAAUAAUAUUAUGUUUGUAGGGUUUUAAGCGUUUUAAAAUAAAAUGUUUGCGAAAUAUUACCGAACUUUGCUCAGGUUAAUUUUCCUUACGAUAUGGUUCUCUUUCAAUAUACCUGACCAUUCCUUAGUAUCCGAGAAGACACUUUGUUUUACUUUGUUACGUUUAUUGCAACUUAUUCGAUAAUUUAAACGGCAAUAUUAUUGGUUUGUUAAAUUCAAAUAUCAGUAUUUGACUUUUUUUUUACUUUCCCUUUAUACAUAUCGUUUUUCAAUACAAUAUAUUGUAAAAUCAUUUUCCUACUGGUAAUUUUUGUAUUUUCACUAUCUUUAUAUGUAGCUAUUUAACAUAACUAUUUAUAUUUUUUAACAAUUAGUAAGUUGUUCAUUCAAGCUGGAUAUGGUAUUUUAUACAAUCAAUGUUAAGUUUAACAGUAUAUUGUUUGGGACAAAGAAUUAUAGAUUUAUGGUCGACCGUGAAAGAAUAGAAGAUGUGGUGUUGUCUAACCUUGACAUGGAUACAUCAAACGAUGAAUUAGACAAUGAAUCAGACGAUGAAGAGUAUGUCUAUAGAAUAUGUAACUUAAUAAUAUGCAUACAUUACCUUAUAUUAAAUAUUAAUGAUAUUUUAAAUUCUGUUCAUAGCGAGGGAGAUAUUCAUUUUAUAAUGCCGACUAUUUUAAUUUAUAUUCCAAUCAUGGUAGUUGAUGUAUUGGUUUUACUAAUAUCAAAAUCUUGGGCCAGCUAAUUUUUACUUCAAAAUAUAAAACAAACUUUCUGUAUCCUACCUCGCCAACUUUUCACCUUCAACUAUGGCCAUUCCUAUACCCAAUAUCAGCUUUUUUUUAAAAAAUUUUACAUUUUAUGAGAUGGAUAUAUUGAUUGAUUUGCAAUACAAUAAACAAUAAUGAAAUUAAUUAAAUACCGAUACAAUUUAAUUAUGUAGUACAAUAACAUCAAUAAAAUAAAAUAUGAUAAAUUUAUAACUUACAAAAAUUGUAAAUAAUAUAUUUUAAGGAAUCUUUUACGUAAUCGGAAAAGUGAAAUAUAAUUAAAUAUUUGGUAUUUAUUCGUAAACGGGAAAUGACAUUUAUAUAAUUAUUUAAAAAUGCACAAUUUAGUUAAAAAAAAAUCGUGUUCUAUAACACUUAAAUAAGCGAGUUUUUAUAUUGCCUUACAAUUAUAAUCGAAGACUGAACGUAACUUAUUUUUUUAAAAAAUUAGGACUCUAACCACUGAUAAACUCCAAAUAAUAUUUUUUUUGUUAUCUGAAUAUAAGUGGAUUAAGAACUAAAUGUUUUAUAACAUUAACUUAAUAUAGACAGUAAAUUAAAGUAUAAUGACUAAUAGCAUUAUUGUUAUUUUUAUCAUUAUGUGUACUUAGCUAUACUACAAUACCAAUAUCAUCAUUGGGGGAGAAUGUAAUCUCAAUAACUACCGAAGCAGAAUUUGUAAAACUUGCAUCUGAUACACACUAUUUUCCUUACCACGUAAGUUCAUUCCCUCAUCAGUAUGAGAAUAAUAAUAAUGUGAAUGAGUUACACAUACAUUUUUUGACAGGUGGUAAUAGCGGUGUCAAUUGAUGAACAAGACAAAUGGUGCCAAGGUGUAUUAAUCAAAUCAAACUGGAUAUUAACUUCUAGGACUUGCAUCAAAAAGUAAAUAUUUUAUUUAAAAUAAUAGUACUAUAAUGCAGAUUAUUGUAUUUUAUUCUGUACAAUAAUAUUUACAUGUAGAUGAUAAUUAGAUAUUAUUGCUUUAUAAAAAAUGUGUAUUAUUGUCUUCAUACUUGCGGUCAGUAAAAAUGCCACAAUUUUUUACGUAGUAUACAUGAGAACUUACUUGAAAAGAUGCAGAAAUUCUGUCUGACAAUAUCAUAUACGAAAUGUUGUUUAAUUCAUCUCAUUAAACCUGAAACAAACAAUUUCCCAUAAUCGGGACUGUGAAAAGUUAUCGGUAUUCUUAAAAAAAUAAAUAUAGUAGGUGUUUACUAUAAAUAAUAAUACAAUUUUUAUAUUUUACCUUCUGGCGUUUUCACAAGAAUAUGUAGACUACACAUGCAGUGAAGCAAAAACACAUAAUGAGUAUACCAGCUUUAAGAAUCAUAUUUUUUACAAAUAAUUUACAUUCAGGGUAUUUACGGUAUUGGCUUUCAUAAUAUAUUUCGUACUUAUCUAAAUGCAUUUUAUUUUGUCUUAGGCACUUUGAUAUUGAAUCCAAUAUAUUCGAGAAGGUAUUUUUGGACGCAAUUAAUCAUACGAACUCCGAAGGAAUAAUUUAUUCCUAUGUAGUAUUUAAAAAUCGUAUAAGCGUUGGUCAGAUUGUGUUGGAACCAGUUCCAGACGGACUUGAUGAUUUACUGUUAUUGAAA